AUGUAAUAUCAUCUACCUAAAAUUUCAGCUCUUUCAUACAUUCAUAAAUUUAAUCUUAUUGCUUUAGCAGGAGACACUAUUAAAAUUAUCAAUCUAUAAAAAGAAAAAGAAUAAUAGGAAAUUAAAACACAAAGGUUUCUUAGAAUAUUUUAAUUGAUAUUCAAUGAACAAGAUAACAAUCUAUACUAAUUCAAUGAUAAUAAAACUAUAGUCAUAUAUAAAUAAAAAGGGAGGAAUUUUAUAUUAGAUAAAUAAUUUUCAUUAGAAUAUGAUUUUUAUCCUACUCUAGCUACUAUAAGUCAUGAUAAUUAAACUAUCAUACUUGCAGGAAUGGAUACACAUAAAAUUGUAUUUUACAAUCUAAUCAAUUAAUGUCUUACAAAAAUAGAGCUUCCUAAUACUUUAAUUUAGAAUUAUUGUUUAUUAUAUAAUAAAGAAAAACGUUGUCUAUUAACACAAAAUUGUUUGAUAAAUGUUGGAAAUUAAAAAAUUAUCAAAUAAGUCAUAACUUAAUUUUCAAAACUAAGAGGAUGGAGUCAAACUGGUUACCUCUAUUCAAAAUAAAUUUCUUAGAAAGUACAUAUGAUUUCUUCAUUUAAACAAAAGAUCUUAAGGAUCAUUUCUGAAAUUAGCAUAAAUCCUUCAUAAGUUUUCUCAUAAACAGGAAAAUAUUAUUGUUUUUAAAAUCGUUAGGAAUAAAUUGAACUCUUUGAUAUUUCAACAGGAAUAAGUUAUUUUUCUGAGAUGAAAUUAUUGAAUUGUUAAAAUCUAUAAUUUCAUGAAAAUGACUAAACUAUAACAACUAUACUUAGUGGAAGAUCCGUGUAUAUUUUGAAUGUGAACUAAAUAAUUAAUAAUACUAAAUAAAUUUGA
Molecule: messenger RNA, 873 nt
Organism: Paramecium sonneborni
Lineage: Eukaryota; Ciliophora; Oligohymenophorea; Peniculida; Parameciidae
Source: the annotation of a GenBank genome assembly